UUGAAUUAGUGAGUGAAAGUAAAGAUUGCAAUAUUAAAGUACAGCUGUAAUGGAAAUUAUUUAUGAAUUAUCUAGCAACAAUAAGUGAAGAAAAGUAUUAAUAUGGAAAUCGGAAUUAAGUGUUAACUGUAAAAACUUAUCAAACAUUUUUGUCAUCAGUUAUCUAAGGAGGAAGCAGAUAGCAAUACAUGUUCUGGAAGUGAAAGUUUAAUCAACUAUAAACAUGAGCUGCCAAAAGUAAAGCAUACUUAUGCAUAUUAAAUUUAAACUGAUCCUCGUUACGAUAAGUGGUUGAUAAUAAUAAUCUACAGAACCGUAAAUAAUAGACGUCUUCAUCCUUAGGCAUUUGAGAUAAGGAGAAAGAGUGCUUUAUUCUGAAGUAUAUGUAUUGCAAUAUUGGAUUAAAAUUAUAUGCCAAAGAGCAUAUUGAAAAUUCAAGACGACAAAACUAUUUAAACUUAUUUCUACUCAAUAUUUGAUUUAUGUUCAUUAUGCAAAAAUGCGCCUAACGAUUAUAACAAGAAAACGCUCUCCAAUCAUAUUAGAUUUUGAUUCAAAUAAAACAGUGUACAAUUUACUUGAAUAUCUCUGCAAUUCGACAAGCAUAGGGGGUAAACCCGAAAAUUACUAUCUGUUAUUGAUUGGAAAAAUUUUAGAAUAUCCAAUUAAACUGAAAUAUUACAGCAUUGAUGGAAACUCAAUGCUAGUAUUACUGCCAAAAUCAAAAGCUAAAGGGAAGUUAUCUAUUCAUCAGUACUGCUGUACGUCAUUUGAAUCCCUUCCCACUAACGAUGAUGAUUUACCAUGCACUUCUUCUGAAGCAAAACGACGUGAAGAAUUAAAAAACGCUUCUAAAGAGUAUAUGACACAAAGCUUAAUUGAGGAAUACAAUUUACUCAGCGCUAAUGUCAUCAAAACUAAUCAGAAUGAUAAUGAAAAUAAAGGAACUGGUUUGAAGCAUAAACAUGUUUUAGCUCCUUUGUCUCCACUUGAGUUACUUAGAAGUGAUAUUGUGUCAGAGAAUAGACUCAAGAGGAAACCAAUUCGUGUAUCACCUCUUGCGGUUACUGUAGAUAGGCCAAACAAUCUAUCAAAUUCUUUACUUGGUUUACAUAGCUGCGCCAUAGACUAUUCACAAAAAACGUCAAGCAAUAUUCAAACUAUUCCAUCAUCACUUGAGAUGCUUAGCAGCAACGCUGGCGAAAAUAGACCUAUAAGAUUUGAAAACAUGGACUAUAAUAUUGAUACUGAGGCGACUGCAACAUAUGAUGAAUGUCUAGCAAAAUUGCUUGAAGUUAUGAACUAUACACGUGUAGAUGAAAUUAAAGAUGUUCUUAAUAAGGGUUUCACAAGCCUGGAUCGUGCCGUUGAAUAUCUUCUUGAUCAAAGCAAUCAACCUACAUCACAUAAUGAGACAUAUCUUGAACAUUUUCCACCUAUAGCUACAGUUCGUCCAUUUACUUCCAUACCAACACGUCAACUCAGCGAUCCAGUGUAUAAUCGUUCUCAAUGGCAUAGAUCUAUAAGUAGUGAAGAUAUAAGUACUGGUCACUCUUCACGCAAAUCUUGGCGUAACGAGGAGUUUAUGGACUGCGCUAGGGAAUGGCAUGGAAGUAAUAGUAAUGGUGCAGAAAUUUGGAGCAAAUACAAAGCUAGACAUGAUCAGGCAUUUUCUUUAGUAAAAGCACACGCUUCAGCUGAAUGGAGUCUUGAAGACGAAUUUAAUUAUGCUACGGAUCAGUUGGGAAUAGAAAUUAAUAUUGUUGAUGAUGACAAUAAGGAAAAUGAAUUUGAACCAGAUGAAAGUAUGUCACUCGAGGAAAUUGAAGCUGAAGCCUGGUGUGGAGAACCUGAGGAAGAGGGUGCUUGGGGAGGUCAUAUUGAAACUAAAAUUGAUUUGGCUACAACGACAAUAAAAAAGAAAAUUGUGCGCAAAAAACAUGGUGGUGAUGAAUUUCAAAAUACAAAUAAUGCAGCGCAUAAAGAAUACGAAAUGGACUGGAAAAAGAAAAGAAAUUAUAGUUGUAGUUAUCAUGGUAAUAUAACACCAUCUAGUUAUGAUGGAGCAAAUAAAAACUGGCGUGAGAUAUUUAAAUCCUUAGAAAAGGAUAGUGAUUUAAAUGCAGAACAAGAAAGAAAAAUUUUUCGUAAUAAGAUUAUCAAAGGUAUGACUUCAAAAGAGAAAGCAGAGGAAGGCUUUAUGAAGCUAAGUUUCUUACGCAAUGAACCGUUUUUCGUAAACUUAACCUUUAUACUCAAGACACGCCCAAAUUUACUGCAAAGUAUUUUUACAAAAGUACCAAAAAAUAAAAAGAUAAACUUACUUGAUAUAGUUCAGAACGACAGAGAAUUGAAUAAACUAUUGACAGAAAUCCAAAACAUUCAGUUUUUUGACACACUACUUACUGAGAAGGAUUAUAUGGCAAUUGCUAAAAUCGCCACGUUCGGUUUCCCCCAUGAUGCUAUUAUAUUCAUUUACGUAAUGUGUGAAUGUGAUGAAGAAAAUGCUUUGCUUCUGUUAGAGACCUUUGAUAGACUCUACGGUUCCGAGAGCGACGAAGAAGAAUGUGAAAAUGAAGAAGGGGAGGUUGAGGACGGGAAUGAAGGGGAAGAAAUUUUCGAAAUGGAAGCGAAUUUCGGAACAGAACAAAAUUUAGAAAUAAAAAAAAAUUUCAACGCAGAAAAAUGUAAUAAUAAAGACACAGACGUAGAAGAUGAUAAAGAUGAGAAUAGAAAUGAGAAAAAGGAUGAGCAAAAUUAUACAGACUAAAAUAAAAAUAAGUACCAGACA
Messenger RNA from Teleopsis dalmanni, 2791 nucleotides. RefSeq lists its product as uncharacterized. Lineage: Eukaryota; Metazoa; Arthropoda; Insecta; Diptera; Diopsidae. Bases 500 to 2770 code for a protein of 756 amino acids. Gene Ontology annotation, molecular function: protein binding. The record is from RefSeq and is a predicted model, not a curated record. The transcript is spliced from 6 exons.